UCAUGUGGAUUUUAACACCCAGGGUGAUUUUUGAUUGAGAGUUUAGUGAUGGCGUGGAGAAAAUACGCAAAACACAGAGAAAGGGGAGAACCAGGGAGUCUGUGUUCCGCGCCAUUGAAAUGCAAAUAUCAGUGAGGAACAAGAAGAGGUUGUGUGUCUCUGUUUGUGUGUGCCUGCAUAGGGGAGCGGGGGAGGUGUGGCGCAAGUUUUGGACAGCGAGAGAGACGACUUUAGGAAAACAGCCACACACGCACUCUCCGCAGCUCAUAUGACGGCGCAUUUAUAGGGAUUUAUGCCCCUCUUUGAUUUCUUCCAUGCAAGGGACCAACGAGCGAUACCGUUGUCUAGAUGCCAUUUAGAAAUUCGAAAUUUCCUGAAAUGUGAGUUUGGAUUCUGGAACGUGAAGCCUACAAGUGCGUAAAGUGGCCAGUGUUAUUUAUUCGGCGAAUGCCCCCCUUCUCUCAGUCUCCUCGUGAAUCAUGUCACGCCGGAAGCAGAAACGACCGCAGCAGCUCGUUAACUCGGACCAGGGGGGCACGCGGAUACUAUCGCACGACUACCAGCUGUUAGCCAGGUCACCUUCCACGUCUCUGGGCUCCGAACUGACCUUCUCUGGGUCCUCAUCGUCGUCCCCCACCUCCCUCGAAGAUCACCAGCCCCCCCUGGCCCCUCGGUCGUCACCUGGGGGUCUCCACGGACCCUCCCUCCCCAGUGAGAGCUCUUCGCCCACCCACUGGUCCAGCCACAUCGCCCCCUAUACCACCACCUCCCUCCCCAAUACCCAUUCAUCCCUCUCUCCAGACUUCCCUCACCCCUCCUUAUCCUCGCAGACGCAAUCCCUGCCUCUCAACCUCAAUCAGACAUCGGGCCACUGCCUCUCCCAUCAGGCCCACUCCCACACCACUAUGGCCUCACCACAGAUGGGCAGCUCUGCCACCACCACCACCACUACCUCCUCCUUGUCUUCCUCCCUCCCUCCCCUGCAGGAGAGCACCAGUCCUGGGCACCAGGAUGGCUCCAGCCUACCGGUGCCGGGGCUAGGCCAGAUUCAGGUGCCCCUGACCCUGUCUGUGCUCCUGGAGGAGCUGAGGGUGCUGCAGCAGAGGCAGAUCCACCAGAUGCAGAUGACUGAGGAGAUCUGUAGGCAUGUUCUCCGGUUAGGAGGGGCCAUCUAUACUCAAGACAUCUCCCAGGCUGGUAGUGGAGAGAACCACCAACGAUCCACAGCAAGAUCCUCCUCCCCAACACACCAUUCCUAUUCAGCCCCUGUCCCAUCCUCGGCCUCCCCUCUCCUGGCCUGCCUCCCCUCCCUCCUCCCUCAGCCCACUGUCUCCAAGCCCAGCCUCUCCUCUCACAGUAAUGGGACCAGGGCAUCACACUCUACCUCGCCCUCCACCACUUGGAGCUCCUCGAUAGCAUCCUCCGUGCAUCCUCUGUCCCUGAGUCUGCCCCCGCGCUACCUCCAUGAGAAAUCCUCAAACACCUCCCCGUUCAGCCACAGUAACGGGGUUGGCUUCCCCACCCCGCCCCUCCCCACCACCAGCCACUCCCAAGACCACCUGCUGUUGUCCAGCUCCUCCUCGGCUGGGUCCUCAUCUGCAGUGCGUCCACAGCAUGCUUGUAAGUUUUGUGGUAAGGUCCUGAGCAGCGAUUCCUCACUACAAAUCCACCUACGCUCCCACACAGGGGAGAGGCCCUACCUUUGUCCCGUCUGCCUCAGCCGUUUUACCACCCGUGGGAACCUCAAGGCCCACUUCCUGCGCCACCGUGAACAGAACCCGGAACUGUCGCUCUCGCUGCUCCCUCCGGCUCUGGAGCAGCCCGCCCCCGUUGCCACCACCGCAGGCCAGAGACGCAGGAAGCGCCGUGCGGAAGACGAGGAGCCGCCGUUCGGUGGCGUGAAAGGAAUGACAGAAGGAAUGGCGCUCAGUUUCCUGUCCGGGGCGUCUCCUCGGCCUUCCCCUUCAUCUAUGCCUAUGCCACCCAGUAUGGACAUGGCUCUGUUGUCCACGGCUCACUCCCUGCUACAGCUGAACAGGGCCUCCGCUGCAGCAGCCAGCGCUUCGAGUAGUGUGUUACCUUCAUCAUCCUCCUCAUCCUCCAUGGGUGGCCAGUUCAAAGGGGUGAAGCAGCAGAGGUUUGAUGAGAACACCCCUCCACACUCCACCAUCCAUCCAGGCUCUCCCUACUCCCAGAUGGCCCACUUCCCCAAGAUUCUCUUCCCCGGAGGACCCUCACCCCACCACCUUGCCCUCCUCUGUCCCCCAGGGUCCCAUACCACUGCCUCUCAUCUCACCUCCCCCCACACCCAGCUCCCCUACCCUCCCUACUCCAAACCCCAGACGUCCUCCACAACCUCCUUCACCCAAACCUCCGACACCUCAAAGUUGCAGCGGCUGGUCAUGAAACUGGAGAAGCAGCACCAGGGAGGGGGCCAGUCAUCCUCCUUUGGCCCAGCAGACAGCUUUUUCUCAAACAGGGACACCCACGACCUGACCACCAACUCCUACCGCAGGGAGAUGAUGGCAGCCCUGGGCCUCAACCCCAACCCUGGGGCCACGGUGAGCAGCAACAGCCAGGCACAGGAUCUCCCUGGAUCCACCAAUCCCGCCCUGUCUCCUAAUCAGUGUGGGGUGUGCCUGAGGGUGCUCUCCUGCCCCAGGGCCCUGAGUCUCCACCAGGCCACCCACCUGGGUGAACGCCCCUUCCCCUGUAAGCUGUGUGGACGCUCCUUCUCCACUAAGGGAAGCCUGAGGGCCCACCUCGCCACCCACCGCGCCCGCCCGGCCAACUCCCGCACCCAGAACUCCUGCCCACUGUGCCCGCGCAAGUUCACCAACGCCCUGGUGCUGCAGCAACACAUUCGUAUGCACCUGGGGGGUCAGAUACCCCCGGGGGGAGAGGGGGAGGAAGGUACAAAUAUGGCCCAAGAAGAUCCCACCGAUCUGAGCCUGCUGACCACACACUCUCGAUCCAAACCCUGCCUCCAAGGCCUCCACCCCCUGGCCUUAACAAUGACCAGCAUCAUCCCUAACCCACUUGUCAGCAACAUGAACUCAGGAGGUUCAGCGACCAAGGAAUCCCAUGCAGCUGACCGGAUCCUCCAUAUAGAGGGGGAGUCUGAACCCUCCCCAUCCACAGCCAGCAUUAGCCCACCUUUGACCCAUAAUCCCUCCCCAGAAGACCCCAUGCUCCUGGGGGAAAGAUCUGAGUCUGACGACGGCCCCGCUGGAGCCUCCAUAGAAGACUCGCAAGACUCCCCAGCUGACCUCUCUAACACCAGCCCAAGUAGACGCCCAUCCUUGACCAGCUCCCAGCCCGCCUCUGUGGUGGAGGGUGAUGUAGAGGUGAAGGAAAAUGUCCACAGACCGGGUGUGGAUACUGAUAGUAGUAGGUCAGGAAGGCUCACUAACAGCUCUAGGUCGACCACAGAGAACCAGACCAACUCUCCAGAUGGACUCCUCCUCAGCCUUGAAUCUGAAUCUACCCCAAACUCCUCUGCCACCCUCAACCCCUCCCCCACGCUCACCCUCCCUGCCAGCCAUAAAGCAGCCCAAGAGCCAGCCCCCCAGGCCUCCAGUAUUACCCCACAGGAGCCCAGCCCUGAAGGGGAAAUGGCUCCAUCUGAAGGGGAGAGCGAGGGCACAGCACCCAGUGAUACCUCAUCAGUAAUGGUGCCUGAGAGUGAGAAAGUGACCCCGAGCUCCACGGAGGAGAGUGAUAGGGCUCCAGAGGAACCAGAGGCCUCCCAGCUAGCCACCCCAGCAUCAGCGCCCUCCAAACCCUACUCCUGCACUCUGUGUGGGAAGGCAUACGCCAGCCGCAGUGGAUUAAAGGGACACAUGAAGACACACCCUGUGUUGACCAGCGUCCCCGCCGAGACUUCUCCUCCCGCCACCCUGACCAAUGACACUGUGGAGGAUCAGAGUUCUCUCUCAGCCAAUGGGAACAGUGGAGAGCAGGAUGAAAAGGAACGGCUGGCCAAAUCUCCUGAGAAACUCGUUACCUUAGAAGAUCAGCCAAUCACUGCUGGCUGUGGGGAGGAAGCAGAGCAACCUGCGGACACUACUGAGUAAAAAACGGCAUAUGAUUGGCUGCUGAAUGGUGUCAGUCAAUUUAUUUUUUUAUUAAAGGCCCUGACAAGGGAAUGUAUUUUCAUCAUAGAAUUAGAAUUGAUUCUAUAAAGAUUGAUUCUUAUUCUGUGUAAUUUUGCUACUAGUCAGUUGGGUCUAUUUUGUCUAAUAAAACGUUAGAUUGUUGUGAAGUACUAAUUCAGUCAGCAUCUCGGCAUGGUUACGAUACCACUAUCUCAAAGAACACGAAGAGGCCUUAUUUGACGAUACGAUUUCACAGAAUUCUCUUGUACUGUAACGGCACACAAUGAGGUUUGUGUGUUGGAUCACAAUAGAAUACAUAAGCAGGGAUGUAUGUUUUAGAGAGCAGCUAGUUCUAGUGAAACAUAUGAAUGAAAUGUCUAUUUGGAAUUGGAAUGAAGUGAAGGAGAAAUAGGUGAAAUAUCACUCUAGGAUAUAUGGUACGAAUGCCAUACCAAAACAGGCCAGUGCAGUAGUGGCAGUUUUCUUGUAUACUGAACAAAAAUAUAAAUGCAACGUGUAAAGUGUUGGUCCCAUCUUUCAUGCGCUGAAAUAAAAGAUCCCAGAAAUGUUCCAUACGCACAAAAAGCUUAUCUCCCCAAUUUUGUGCAUAAAUUUGUUUAUAUCCCUGUUAGUGAGCUUUUCUCCUUUGCCAAGAUAAUCCAUCCACCUGACAGGUGUGGCAUAUCAAGAAGCUGAUUAAACAUGAUCAUUACAAUUACAAAGGUGCACCUUGUGCUGGGGACAAAAGUCCACUUCAAAACGUGCAGUUGAGUCACAACACAAUGCCACAUAUCUGAAGUUUGUGUGUGCAAUUGGUGUGCUGACUGCAGGAAUGUCCACCAGAUCUGUUGCCAGAUAAUGUAAUGUUCAUUUCUCUACCAUAUGUUGUUUUAGAGAAUUUGGCAGUAUGUCUAACCGCAGACCACGUGUAACCAUGCCAGCCCAGGACCUCCACAUCUGUCUUAUUCACCUGAGGGAUUGUCUGAGACUAGUCAAUAGGGCAGCUGAUUAAACAGGAGUAUUUCUGUUUGUAACAAAGCCCUUUUGUGGGGGGAAAGAAAUUCAGAUUUGCUGGGCCUGGCUCCCAAGUGGGUGGGCCUAUGCCCAGUCAUGUGAAAUCCAUAGAUUAGGGCCUAAUUUAUUUCAAUUGAGUGAUUUCCUUAUAUGAACUGUAACUCAGUAAAAUUGUUGGAUGUUGUGUUUAUAUUUUUGUUCAGUGUAUAUAUAUAUAUGAACUGUGGUUGCUAUGUGUAUGUUUAUUUACAUUUUUGUUUUACAGACUUUUCACUUUUUAAACUGUCUUGCUGCUGGACUGUUUCAAUGGAGUUGCACUGACUUUGAACUUUGCUGUCCAUACAUCCAUUGAAACAGUGAUGAUGAAAAUGCAGAUGAUACUGACGAUGAUUGUUACACUGACCAGUCUGUAUAUACAAUGUAUGUUGGCAAUCCUGGGUUGUGCUGUUAUGAUUGACCAUACAGCAGCAACUUUUAGACCUGAACAACAAUGUGUUAUAUCGGUGAUUGUAAUCGGUUUAUCCAUAAUUGAUUGGAUGUCUCUGCACAGGGACGUAUUGAAGUAGCCUGGAAUUCAAACAGGUGGUGCUAUGCUUCACUGUUGUGAAGUUUGGGUACCAGGCUAGAAUAAAACAACUGAACCUCCCAAGGACCAGAAUGGAUUAUGUCUGAUAGAUUGACAUCAUCCCUCCAUGUCUUUUGUCUCUCUCUACCUCUAACCUCUCUUUUUCUCCCUCGCUCUCCUCCACUUCCCUUUCUCUCCUCUACCAUCUCUCUCCUCCUCUACCAUCUCUCUCCUCCACGUCCCUUUCUCUCCUCUACCAUCUCUCUCCUCCUCUACCAUCUCUCUCCUUCACUUCCCUUUCUCUCCUCUACCAUCUCUCUCCUUCACUUCCCUUUCUCUCCUCUACCAUCUCUCUCCUCCACUUCCCUUUCUCUCCUCCUCUACCAUCUCUCUCCUCCACUUCCCUUUCUCUCCUCUACCAUCUCUCUCCUCCUCUACCAUCUCUCUCCUUCACUUCCCUUUCUCUCCUCUACCAUCUCUCUCCUUCACUUCCCUUUCUCUCCUCCUCUACCAUCUCUCUCCUCCACUUCCCAUUCUCUCCUCCUCUACCAUCUCUCUCCUCCACUUCCCUUUCUCUCCUCCUCUACCAUCUCUCUCCUCCACUUCCCUUUCUCUCCUCCUCUACCAUCUCUCUCCUCCACUGCCCUUUCUCUCCUCUACCAUCUCUCUCCUCAUCUGCCAUCUCUCUCCUCCACGUCCCUUUCUCUCCUCUACCAUCUCUCUCCUCUGCCAUCUCUCUCCUUCACUUCCCUUUCUCUCCUCUACCAUCUCUCUCCUUCACUUCCCUUUCUCUCCUCUACCAUCUCUCUCCUCCUCUACCAUCUCUCUCCUCCUCUACCAUCUCUCUCCUCCACUUCCCUUUCUCUCCUCCUCUACCAUCUCUCUCCUCCUCUACCAUCUCCUCCACCAUCUCUCUUCCACUUCCCUUUCUCUCCUCCUCUACCAUCUCUCUCCUCCUCUACCAUCUCUCUCCUCCACUUCCCUUUCUCUCCUCCUCUACCAUCUCUCUCCUCCACUUCCCUUUCUCUCUUCCUCUACCAUCUCUCUCCUCCUCUACCAUCUCUCUCCUCCUCUACCAUCUCUCUCCUCCACUUCCCUUUCUCUCCUCCUCUACCAUCUAUCUCGCUCCCCUCUCUCCCUCUCUCAAAGCACUUGAGAGUUCAAGUUUUCGGCUGCGUCCUACAUUAGAUCGGUUUAGUUUUUGUACUUUUUUUUUAGCCUUUGGUUUUUCCCAACCAUUGUUUUUGUAGUUAUGAUAACAUGUGCUUCCCAUUUUUUGAUGUAAAAAAUAAUAAAAUGAUGGUGGAAAAAUGG
Molecule: messenger RNA, 6990 nt
Organism: Oncorhynchus masou masou (cherry salmon)
Lineage: Eukaryota; Metazoa; Chordata; Actinopteri; Salmoniformes; Salmonidae
Product: sal-like protein 4
Exons: 3
Coding region: 480-4076 (1198 amino acids)
Biological process (GO): regulation of transcription by RNA polymerase II
Cellular component (GO): nucleus
Molecular function (GO): DNA-binding transcription factor activity, RNA polymerase II-specific; RNA polymerase II cis-regulatory region sequence-specific DNA binding
Source: RefSeq, a predicted model, not a curated record